This is a messenger RNA of Prunus dulcis (almond), 609 nucleotides long. Its product is annotated as EG45-like domain containing protein 2. The transcript is spliced from 3 exons. Bases 57 to 452 code for a protein of 131 amino acids. The record is from RefSeq and is a predicted model, not a curated record. NCBI's taxonomy places the organism in Eukaryota, Viridiplantae, Streptophyta, Magnoliopsida, Rosales, Rosaceae.
UAUAGAACUUCUUACAAUAAGCACAAACUUAGAUUGCGCUUUCACUUGCUGUGAUCAUGAGGCUCCUAGUCUUGUCCAUGGUGUUAAGCUUAUUGUGCAGAGAAGCAAAGCUAGUUUUGGGUGAUAUCGGCACGGCAACUUCUUAUCGUCCUCCUUAUAUACCUACAGGGUGCUUCGGAAACCAGCAAGACCAGUUCCCUCCAGGGAACCUGUUUGUGGCGGUGAGUGAAGGGUUAUGGGACAAUGGUGCCGCCUGUGGAAGGCGGUAUAGACUGAGGUGCCUGAGUGGCCAUAAAAAGCCUUGCAAGGGUGGUGCUACUGUGGACGUGAAGGUGGUGGAUCUUUGCCGAAGAUCACCUUGCCCUUCUACCAUAGCCAUGUCAACUGAUGCUUUUGCAGCCAUCUCACGUUCUCCUUCAACAAAAAUCAAUGUUGAAUAUAUCCAGAUAUGAAAUUAGCUGAACCAAAUACGAUGAUCUACUGCUAGAUGAAGAGUAUUAAUUAUCAAGGGGUCUAUGGUUGUUUGUUUUUGUAGUUCAGAUUGAACUGAACUAAACUGAAGUUUAGAAGGAUAUAUAGAAAUUAAUAUUGUAACCUCAGAAGUUAAUU